GAAACUAGUGCACUUCUCCCUGGAAUUCACAUAUUUUUCUUUGAAUUUUUUGGCUAUCUUAGUUACUGAUUUGGAUGGUUAGGUCUCAAGUUCAUAUCCCCUGCUUUUGUUUUUUUACGAGCUACUCUGCGAAAAAAUAGAAACAUGAAUGCAUUUUCCAAGACUGGAAAUUAUUGACAUUGAAUUGGUACCCAAUUUAAGAGUGACCAAACGGUUUUCCAAAUCCAAUUUUUCCACAAUAGAGUGAAGCAAAAGAUAUGGCCCGAAACUGGCGUUGCGCGUCGCCUCAACCUGGUGAAUGGAUGAAGGGAAAACUUGUUGGAUCCGGAUCAUUUGGAGUCGUACACUUGGCAAUGAACAAGGCCACUGGGGCGCUUUUUGUGGUGAAGUCCGCACAAUCCGAGGCCGGACUUCGGUCCCUUGAGAAUGAGGCUAACAUCCUUGAGAGUUUGAACUCUCCCCAUAUUGUACAUUGCAUAGGGAGGGAGUCAAAUGGGGCUAAUGGUGGGAAGGAAUUCAAUCUCUUCUUGGAGUACGUGGCGGGAGGAAGUUUAUCCGAUGUGGCGGAGAAAUUCGGAGGGGCGUUGGAUGAGAGAGUGAUUCGAUUGUACACGAGGGAGAUUCUUUUGGGUUUGAAGCAUCUUCACAAGAAUGGAAUCGUGCAUUGCGAUCUCAAGUGCAAGAAUGUGCUCUUGGGAUCAUCUGGAGAUGUCAAAUUGGCAGAUUUUGGAUGUGCGAAGAGGCUAAAUUGCUCGAAAACUAAUGGGGGUUCAAUGCAAUCGUCUAAGUCUUUUGCUGGGACUCCCUUGUGGAUGGCUCCGGAAGUUUUGAGGAAUGAAGGGUUUGAUUUUGCAGCCGAUAUUUGGUCUCUUGGCUGCACGGUUAUUGAAAUGGCUACCAGUAGGCCUCCUUGGGGCGACGAGGCUUUGAAUCCAAUGGCUUUCAUGAUGAAGAUUGCACGUAGCAAUGAGAUACCACAGUUUCCACAUGAAUUCUCAAAAGAAGGGCUCGAUUUCUUGGCAAAAUGCUUGGAGAGGAAUCCCAAAAAGAGGUGGAAAACUGAAGAACUACUUAACCAUCCAUUCAUUUUGGGGACAUUGGAGAGAGGGAGUUUCAAAAAGGAGGAAUGGGCUUGCUCGCCAGCAAGUAUAUUGGAUGUUGGAAUUUGUGAGGAAGGUUAUGAAUCCGAUGAAUCGGUUGGAGGAGAGUUUAGAAAAAGAAUUCCAUUUUCAUCACGGUGUUGUGAGGAAAGAAAGAGUAUAAUGCCAUGGAAGCAUCAGCCGGAGAGUGACUUUUUGUUGUCGGGAAAUUGGAUUACUGUUAGGUCAGGUUGAAGACUAAUUUUGUGUACAAUUUCAAAAGAGAUGUUUGUAAUGUAGAAGUAUUAGACA
Messenger RNA from Camellia sinensis, 1391 nucleotides. The record is from RefSeq and is a predicted model, not a curated record. NCBI's taxonomy places the organism in Eukaryota, Viridiplantae, Streptophyta, Magnoliopsida, Ericales, Theaceae.